Molecule: messenger RNA, 769 nt
Organism: Acanthisitta chloris (rifleman)
Lineage: Eukaryota; Metazoa; Chordata; Aves; Passeriformes; Acanthisittidae
Gene: OPCML
Product: opioid binding protein/cell adhesion molecule-like
Exons: 5
Cellular component (GO): neuron projection
Source: RefSeq, a predicted model, not a curated record
AGGUGUACCGUGGAUGACCGGGUGACGCGGGUAGCCUGGUUGAACCGCAGCACCAUCCUCUAUGCUGGCAAUGACAAGUGGUCUAUAGACAACCGCGUGGUCAUCCUCUCCAACACCAAGACCCAGUACAGCAUCAAGAUACAGAAUGUGGAUGUGUAUGAUGAGGGGCCCUACACCUGCUCCGUGCAGACAGACAAUCACCCCAAGACUUCCCGCGUCCAUCUCAUCGUGCAAGUGCCCCCCCAGAUUGUCAACAUCUCUUCGGACAUCACCGUGAACGAGGGCAGCAGUGUGACCCUCAUGUGCUUGGCCUUCGGGAGACCCGAGCCCACCGUCACGUGGCGGCACCUCUCGGUGAAAGGACAGGAAUUUAUGAGUGAGGAUGAGUACCUGGAGAUCACAGGCAUCACACGGGAGCAGUCUGGGGAAUACGAGUGCAGCGCCGUCAACGAUGUGGCUGUUCCAGACGUGCGGAAAGUCAAAGUCACCGUCAACUACCCACCAUACAUCUCAAACGCCAAGAACACGGGUGCCUCGGUGGGCCAGAAGGGAAUCCUGCAGUGCGAGGCCUCGGCUGUCCCCGUGGCAGAGUUUCAGUGGUUCAAGGAGGACACCAGGUUAGCAAACGGGCUGGAGGGUGUGCGGAUCGAGAACAAGGGACGCCUGUCAACGCUGACCUUCUUCAACGUCUCGGAGAAGGACUACGGCAACUACACGUGCGUGGCCACGAACAAGCUGGGCAACACCAACGCCAGCAUCAUCCUCUAUG